AUGGUAGAAAUAAGAGAAGAGUCCUCGGAGCCUCAUUAUUCAGGUUCAACAAAUACGCAUUCUCGCGCUCGGCAAGAAGGUGAAAGUGACCCAAAUGUGGGUGUAUCUGCCCUUGAAUUCCUGAAGAAUCAACCAAGUGAAGUAGCUCUGUUUUUAACGAGACUUAUAACUAUAUAUUGUUCGCUGUCUUAUGUAUUACCAGUAGGAAAACUGAGCGCGCAGCACACUGCAUAUUCUAGAGCAUUUUUUGCUGCAGCGGCCACGAAUGCCAUACGACUGCAUCAACGAGUCGGUGGAGUACGGUUUUCUCGAGAUUUUUUUUUAAGUGUUAUUGCUGAGGAUGCGUGCCAUUACCUAUUGUAUUCGAUCCUUUUUGUUUCUGCUGCUCCAGUAACAAUGGCGCUUUUGCCAGUGUUUUUGUUCGCUGUUUUACACGCGGCCAGUUUUUGCAAAAGAUUUUGCAUUUCUACUGGAAAUGGAACUGGAUUCGUUGCUCGGAUGCUAGACGAAUUUAUUAAGAACCACAGUUCGAACUUGUUGUUUGUCAUCGCCUACUCAGAGAUUUUUAUUAUGCCCCUAUUUGUCGCUCUGAUUUUCACUGGCAAAGGGUCAAUUUUCUUUCCGAUAAUUUACUAUCGUUUCUUAGCGUUCCGAUAUAUGUCCCGAAGAAAUGACACUACCAGAAUUGCUUUCUGGCAACUCCGAUGUUCACUUGAAAGAGCUGUUGCGAGCCCAAGUUGCCCCUUGAAAGUCCGAGAUUGUGCGUAUGCUUUUAUUCGUUUAAUAUGUCGGCUUUGCCCAACUUGA
This is a messenger RNA of Enterobius vermicularis (human pinworm), 807 nucleotides long. The record is from the annotation of a GenBank genome assembly. NCBI's taxonomy places the organism in Eukaryota, Metazoa, Nematoda, Chromadorea, Rhabditida, Oxyuridae.